CAAUCUUCUGCCAGUGCCAACGAAACCAAUCUGCCACUUUCGUCAAAUCAAAUUGGUUCUGCCAUUGUAAAAUGGACCCAUGUAGAGGGUGCUGAUUAAUGAUUCUAUUUAUUCUUUAUUUCGCCUAAUAAAACUUUUCAAUAAUAAGUAAAAAUGAGCGUGUUUAAGUCAGCCAUGGGCUACUUUAGCUCCAGUGGUGCUAACGGUGGAAGCGACAAUGAAUUCGUGGGUCAAUUUGUUGAAAUUGGGAAUAUGAAACUGAGAGUCAAAAAAGUGAUUGCAGAAGGUGGUUUUGCGUUUGUGUUUGUCGCCCAAGACGUGUCAUCUGGCACUGAAUAUGCUCUAAAGAGACUCAUGGCGGCUGACGAGCAGGCAAACAAAAAUAUAAUCCAAGAAAUUAGUAUAUUAAAAAAGUUAUCGGGGCAUCCCAAUGUUAUUAAAUAUAUAGCCGCUUCAUUUAUUGAUAAGUCAAAGACCUCGCAUGGAAUGGGGGAGUAUUUGUUGUUGACGGACCUGUGCAGCGGGGGCAGCUUGAUGGAGGCCCUUCAGAACCGAGGGCAGGCCUUCCCGCUGCCAACUAUCCUCAGGGUGUUCUACCAGACAUGCAAGGCAGUGCAACACAUGCACGCACAGGUUCCUCCAAUCGCCCAUCGUGAUCUCAAGCUAGAAAAUUUCUUAAUAUCUAAUGAAGGUACAAUGAAACUCUGUGAUUUUGGUUCUGCAACUACUGACGUGUAUUCACCUAAUCCUUCCUGGAGUGCUAAUCAAAGAAAUAUGUUAGAAGAAAACUUGGCCCAGUUCACGACGCCCAUGUACAGAGCCCCAGAGAUGUUAGACACCUGGGACAACCGGAAAAUAGACCACUCGGUGGACGUAUGGGCGUUAGGUUGCAUACUGUACACCCUCUGUUAUAUGCAGCACCCGUUCGAGGACUCGGCUAAGUUGGCCAUAUUGAAUGGGAAUUACAACCUCAACCCUAACGAUCAGCGCUACAAAUGUUUACAUGAAAUCAUAAACGGCUGUCUGACGGUGAGCCCCGAGCAGCGGCUGACCAUUAGCGGGGUGCUGGAGCGGCUGGCGGCCGUGGCGGAGUCCAACAAUAUCAAUCUCAAGCAACCACUCAAAUUUGAGCGUAAAAAAGUUGAACAAUCUGUGGCCACUAGCUCGCCAGCGGUGAGCAAAGAACCGAUAGCAAGCAGCCAAGAGGUGCCAAACUCGCGGCCGCCAGAGCCGGCGCGGCCCCCGCCGCCCGCGCGGCCGCCGGCGGCGCCCCACUACCCCCUGCCACCGGCGCCCGGGAACUCGGGAGGCCUAUUCUCCUCGAUAAAAGGUGGCGCUGGCAGCUUCUUGAAGAAUCUGAAAGACACCUCAUCGAAGGUCAUGCAGACUGUUCAACAGUCUAUAGCGCGAACAGAUUUAGACAUGAGUUACAUUACAAGUCGCGUGCUUGUGAUGCCGUACCCGUCCGAGGGAUUGGAGAGCGCAUAUAAGACUAAUCACAUUGACGACGUCAGGGCCUUCUUAGAAACGCGGCACCCCGGCGGCAAGUACUGCGUGUUCAACCUGUACCGCGGCGGGCGCCUGCACUUCCCCCGGCACGCGACGGUGGCGGACGCGUGGCAGCUGUGGCCCACCCCCGCGCACCGCGCCCCUCUCCUCGCCCCACUCUACAGGCAACUGCAGAGCAUGUACCAGUGGCUGGGCCGUGAUGAGCGCGCCGCCGCUGUCAUCGCUUGCCAGGACGGCAAGUCGAUGUCGUGCAUGGUGGUGUGCGGGCUGCUGUUGUACGCGAAGCUGGUGACGGUCCCGGAGGACGCGCUGCAGAUCUUCGCCGUGAAGCGCGCGCCCGCCAACAUGCCGCCCAGCCAGCUCCGAUACCUAUACUAUCUCAAUAAUAUUAUUAGGCCAGAACCAAUACUCCCGCACUUCAGGCCAGUCACUCUAGUCUCCCUAACUAUUCAACCGGUACCUUUAUUUACGAAAGCCAGGGACGGUUGUAGACCAUUCAUAGAAGUAUUCAACGAAGAUAGGGUUCUGUUGUCGACGCUACAAGACUACGACAGAUUGCACAUGUACACAGCACAGGAAGGCAAGGUGACGUUACCACUAGACACGACGGUCUGCGGGGACGUGAUGGUAGUAGCAUCGCACGCGCGCCAGCAGCUCGGCCGAGUGCACACCGUGCCCAUGCUGUCCGUGUCCUUCCACACCGGCUUCCUGCAGCCCACGCAGCACGCCAUCAAGUUCACCAGAACUGAGAUCGACGGCAUAGAAGACACAACCCCGGUCAACGACCACUUCCCCUCCAACGUCUCUGUCGUCAUUAGCCUCGUGGUCCAGAACGGGGAGCGCCGCAAGCCGCGCUCUGACCCCUGGGAGGAGGACCACUCCUUCCCGGUGCGGACGCCGGACGUGCUGUUCUCCACCACGCUGGAGAGAGACGAGACCAUCGAUAACUUUGCUAACCUCCGAAGCAACCCUACGGCUAUACCGUCCACAAUGACAGUGGAGCCUCCCACGGAGGCCUUGCCGCCGCCCUCGCGGCCCGCUCCCCCCGCGCCCGCGCCCGCGCCGCCGCGCCCGCCGCGCCCCGCGCCGCCCGCGCCCUCCCCGCCGCCCGCCCCCGCCGACACCGCGGACUUCCUCAACCUCGCCACGCCCAAACCCAAGGACGAGAAGAAGCUUAAGACCGAGGACUCGUUCGACUUCUUCGGGAUGAUGGAGAAGCGGGACGACGCGUUUGGAGAUUUUCUUGGCGGGCGGGCGGCGCCUGACGAUCCUCAGCCGUUCUCGUCGGAAUCCAUAUUCGGUUCGGUGCCGGCGCCGGCGGCGGACGCCCCGGUGCCGGCCGCGGACCCCAACUUCGACCCGUUCGGGCUUAACGAGCCGCUACCCAAGCAGGACAACCUGCUCACUCCGCAGCUAGUCAAAGAGGAUGUCCGAUCACAGAGCGUGCCUCUAGAUCAGCUGAAGAAGGACCCGUUCGCGGACCUCGGCCUGCUGGGGUCCAACAUCGGGCCCGGCUCGGCGCCGGGCGGCUCGGCGCGCGCCUCGCCCGCGCACGCGCCCGCCCCGCCCGCGCCGCACCCCGCCACCCCCGCCACCCCCGCCCGCUCCCCGCAACACCAGCCCGACUACAGUCGAACACACUUCGAGCCAGCCAAAACACCAAUGGAUGACAAGCCAAAGAAGCCGGCGGAUGUGUUUGGAGACCUAUUAGGCAGUCAAGGCUACGAGUUCGCGGCCAAAAAAGACUCUGGCCCGCGGACUAUGAACGCCAUGCGUAAGGAAGAGAUGGUCAAAGAAAUGAACCCGGAGAAGAUUAAGAUACUUGAUUGGACGGAAGGCAAGAAGGCGAACAUCCGCGCGCUGCUGUGCUCGCUGCACACGGUGGUGUGGGAGGAGUGCCGCUGGGCGCGCGUCGACAUGGCGCAGCUCGUGUCGCCCGCCGACGUCAAGCGCAACUACCGCAAGGCCUGCCUCGCCGUGCACCCCGACAAGCAAAUGGGCACGGACAACGAGAACAUCGCGAAAAUGAUCUUCAUGGAGCUCAACAACGCCUGGAGCGACUUCGAAAACGACGCUAAGCAGCAGAAUCUCUUCCAGUCUUAACUUAACAAUGUCCUAAGUUACGUACGUUCUCAUCAAACUAAAACUAGGGAUACCAGACAAAGGAAUAAUAUUGUAGCCGGGAAUUUGGCAGCUGAGGUAGAUAACGCUAUACGGGUGUACUGGAUAUUCAAAUGCACCGAUAAUAUUAUCAAUGUGUGUCUGUUUCAAGCAAGAGGUUGAAAAUCUACACAAACUUACUUAGUUCAACAGCGCAUUUGGAAAUGGACAAACGAACGUACCUACUCUUGAGUGAGACGAUCGUUGUCCAUUUCUAAACCGCAGUGUACAACAUCAGUCUAUAGCAACACUAUUGUGCAGAACUUUAGAUUAAAAUUAAAAGGGCAUCUCGUGAUGAUUAAAAUGCUUCCUCCAUUUGUUACUUCCGGGUUCCUUUACCGAGUCAUUGGAUUUUGUUUUGCUAAAAUUGGUUGAUGAAUGGUAUUUAUUAUUUUAUGUAACUACGAAUAGUGAAAUAUCCAAUCUGUAAUAGCCUAAGUAUUUACAUUCUACCACAUUUUGGUGUUGGCUAAGUCAUACUUACAUUAAUAUCAACGGAAAAGAUACUCCAUUAGCAUUUACUGUUAUACUUUGAAUAAGAGAGAUCCAAAAUAUACGUAUUCGUACAAACGUUAGGCUUGUAUUAGUACAGUUUACGUUAUGUGUGGACCUACUACUGAAGAAUACCAAAUAAAAGCCGUCUUUUUCGCUUCAAUAUAAUUGUAACGAGUAUUAGACGCAAAUUAUUUACGUGCACAUGCCCCCCAAGUAAAAAAUCUUCCAGAUGGUAAAAUUAUAUAAAUAGAUUUUUGACGUUAAAGAAUAAUAAAUAUGCAUGUAAUAUUAUUCAUUGUUUAUGAUUUAACUCGAUAUACACACAAGAAUAUAUUCAUGAUGCUGUUAUGUUCAACGUUAAGAUAAUAGUCAAAUGUAUAAUAUUAAGCACAAUAAGUUUGUAGCGUUAGCAGCUCAAAUUAUUGCUGAAAAAAUAACUAAAUAAUGUAUAUUCGGGAAUGUGGGUAUAAAAACGCCUUACGGAUGUUAUAAAUAGGAUAUUCUGCCAAACAGCGUUUCAGCAACUACUUUUGGGAACAAAGUAACUAAAAAUGUCAAGUCUAAAUCAUACAGAUUUUCUGGGAAACUUUCGUAUUUGUCAUGCUACUUCAGUCAACCUCAGUACUUUUUGUAUUGAGGUUGACUGCAAUAGCAUAACACGUUCGAGCGUUUUCGUGAAAAUACGAUGGAGAAGGAUUAUUCACUGCAUCUGUCACUGUCAUUUCUCUGUAGGCAGCAAUGUGUGCCUUCGAGAUUCACGACAUAAGGUUCAUGUUUGCUUGAGGGCAAUAAUAAUUAUACUUGUAUCGUCAAUUUAUCACCAUUCGGAGUACAACGGCCGAACUUAGGAAGUAUCUGGUCUUAGUACUAUCUUAAUGUAAUAUGUUUAAAUAUUUUAAACAAUAUUCAACUGAAUAUGGAAUAUUCGGAACAAUUUAGUGGAUUUAAAGCCAGGUGUUCAUUGUUCGAAAGUAUCUUCUGAAACGCUGCAUGGCUACAACCAUUAACAUAGAUAUCUAGGGACUGGCCUUACGGGCAAUAAUAAUGAGGCAUGACAGGGGCCAGUACAGUGGUGUGACACCGUUACAACGCGAUUGGUUGACGAGUUCGCAUCACGCGCGCGAUUGGUUGACGAGUUCGCAUCACGCGCGCUAUUAUUCGCAACUACUUGCGUUAGACUGCACGAUUGGCUGGAAUUUGUGAGUCACACCGCUGAACUAGUACCAUUUUUAGUGCCCGUAAGGCCCGUCCACAGAUAUAUACGUCAAUGGCUACAAUGGCUUAGCGUGUUAGCUUCUCCAAUGCUGGAUAGAAACUAUUUGAUAGCAAGUGCAAUAAUUUUCAAUGUACAGUAAUUUCGCUAUGAGGUUUGUCAAUUAGGAUUACUCACUCGUAAUUAAGAAUAAUUCAUCUGUUACGAGAAAAAAAAUGAGAUAGAAAAUACAGAGUUAGAGCUAAUUCAAGUCUAGAUGUCGGUGUUUAAGUACUGUCACGGUGUUUACUGCAGAAACCACUUUACGGGAACCAUUUGUCAGAAUUUACUGGUCUAUUAUAAUUGAGCGCUGUCGAGCAACGAACAAUUUCAGACCUCGAUGUCCAGUAAAAAGGCUAUACGAAAUAUUUUUAGUUUCUUACAUGUCUAGUUUUUAAAGGUUACUGCAGCUUAUUUCUUUGCACCGAAAAUAUAGCAAUAUAUAAAUACUAUAAGAUUCGUUAUAAAAAAAAACUCCAAUGUUAUACUGUGGUACUUAUUUAGGCUUAUAAGAUUUCUGGUUAGGUGCGUACAUUCCUAAUGUAAUUUCGUGAUUAUAUUUUGUAGGUUUUUCUCAGUUUGCAAGGUGAUAACACUUGUAUCGCUAUCAAUGCACGCACCCAAUACAAUAAAAUGUAUUUGAGGUGCAAAAUUUUUUGAGUUGACUCUCAUUUAUAAGUUUUGUACGAUCUGUAUCGCUUCAUUGUGGUCUGCAGAAUAAAUGUAAUGUUCCUUUAGUAUUUUAAUUUCAAGCUGUAGUUAUAUCUGUCUAUGAUUGUAAUAUUUUGAGCCAGUGAGUACAAUCGCACGAAAGUGUGUGUUGAAAUGUAUAUUUUGCUUAGUGAUUAUAAUAGCUAUGUGCAAUUCAUAAUAAAAUUGUUCAAAUGAAAAGAAAUGAUUAUGGAA
Molecule: messenger RNA, 6322 nt
Organism: Cydia fagiglandana
Lineage: Eukaryota; Metazoa; Arthropoda; Insecta; Lepidoptera; Tortricidae
Gene: aux
Product: cyclin-G-associated kinase
Exons: 20
Coding region: 154-3612 (1152 amino acids)
Biological process (GO): positive regulation of Notch signaling pathway; protein phosphorylation; regulation of clathrin-dependent endocytosis
Cellular component (GO): cytoplasm
Molecular function (GO): protein serine/threonine kinase activity; ATP binding; AP-2 adaptor complex binding
Source: RefSeq, a predicted model, not a curated record